CUGCGUUGCCAUGGGGAUGUGGCCUGGCCGGCGUCUGAGGCGGGUUGACAGGACACUCUGGUAGCCCGGCCUUCGGGCUUUCUCCAGACGGUGUUAUUUCUCGUAUCCUCUGAGAAAGUUGGCUGAAGAGGAGCCCAGCAGCCCUCGAGGAAACAGUUGUGCAGCAUGCCUUGACAUUGAGUUGAACAUCUAAAAUUAGUCCUCCUACAAUCAGUGGUUGAGAACAGGAUUUCAUCAGUGUAUUGCCUGUGUUAAGUAGACACUGCUGAGUUAGAAGGAACUCCCAAGCAAUAAAGUUCAUAUAAAUCUAGUCACAAAAAUGGCAUCCUGGUUAUAUGAAUGUCUUUGUGAAGCUGAACUUGCACAGUAUUAUCCUCAUUUUACUGCUCUUGGCCUUCAGAAAAUAGAUGAAUUAGCCAAGGUUACAAUGAAGGACUAUUCCAAAUUGGGAGUCCAUGAUAUGAAUGACCGUAAACGUCUUUUCCAACUUAUCAAAAUCAUUAAGAUUAUGCAGGAGGAAGAUGAAGUCCUCAAUAGCCCAGAGCAUCCUCUUCAGACAAGCAACCUGUACAACAAGCCUCAGGAAUUUAGAUCUGGCCCCCGAAGACAACUGCAUUUUGAUUCUCCUGCUGAUAGCAAAGCCAGAACAGCCAGCAACGAAGCGUGCAACUUAUCAGACUUCUCUGUAGAGGAGCAGAAGUCCACUUCCCUGAAAAUGCUGGGACACAUGCUACCUGAUGACUCCCAGGACCAGACAAAAAUAAGAACCCUGAAUGCCUCUGCUGCUGCUGCUUAUAUGCAAACAGAAACUGACACUCCACUCUUUUCAUCAAAUUACUUUUCUCCAAAACUAGGAAAUGGUGAUAUUCCUGUUAUUCAAAGAGUCUCUCAUGUUUUGGGGUAUAACUAUGGAAUUCCUCAUUCUUGUGUCAGACAGAUUACCUCAGAAAAUCCUUGGACUGAAAUGGAGAAAAUCAGAGUUUGUGUUCGCAUACGGCCAGGUGUGAGAGAAGUACGUCGUGGAGAAGUUAAUAUUAUUACUGUAGAAGAUAAAGAAACUCUGCUUGUACAUGAAAAAAAAGAAGCAGUUGACCUCACACAAUAUAUUCUUCAGCAUGUUUUUUAUUUUGAUGAAGUCUUUGAUGAGGCUUGCACCAAUCGAGACGUAUACCUGAAGACUGCUCACCCACUCAUUCAGCAUAUUUUCAAUGGAGGCAAUGCCACUUGCUUUGCAUAUGGACAAACAGGUGCUGGGAAAACCUAUACCAUGAUAGGAACUCAUCAAAUCCCAGGAUUGUAUGCUCUGGCCGCCAAAGACAUCUUCAGGCAGCUGAAAGUAUCAAGAAGGAACCUCUUUGUGUGGAUCAGCUUCUAUGAAGUCUACUGUGGACAGCUUUAUGACCUCCUAAAUAGAAGAAAACGGCUUUUUGCAAGAGAAGAUAGCAAGCAUGUGGUGCAGAUAGCUGGCCUUCGAGAGCUCCAAGUGGACAGUGUGGAGCUCCUUCUACAGGUGAUCUUAAAGGGCAGCAAGGAGCGCAGCACUGGGGCCACUGGCGUCAAUGCAGAUUCCUCCCGAUCCCACGCUAUUAUCCAAAUUCAGAUCAAAGAUUCAGUCAAGAGGACAUUUGGCAGGAUCUCUUUCAUUGAUCUGGCUGGCAGUGAGAGAGCAGCAGAUGCCAGGGACUCAGACAGACAGACAAAGAUGGAAGGCGCAGAAAUAAACCAGAGUCUUCUGGCUCUGAAAGAAUGUAUUCGAGCCCUGGACCAGGAACAAACCCAUACACCUUUCAGGCAGAGUAAAUUGACUCAGGUCCUGAAGGACUCUUUCAUUGGCAAUGCCAAAACUUGCAUGAUCGCCAACAUCUCACCAAGCCACAUAGCCACAGAGCACACACUGAAUACUUUGCGCUAUGCUGACCGGGUGAAGGAACUAAAGAAAGGUGUUAAGUGUUGUGCUUCAGCCACCAGUCGAAAUCUGACAUCUGCAAAUUCUUCUCCAAAACGAAUUCAAAACUCCCCUGUUGCCCUGUCAGGGGACAAAUGCUCCCCAAAAAAAGUUAAACUAGGACUUCAGCAGUCACUUACUGUGGCCCCAGGCCCCACAAGAGUUAAAGACCACCCUUUUGCCAGCCAUGCUGCCAAUAUCCCCUUUGCCUCUGGACCUAAAACCCCCAAUAAAAGGGGUAGCUCUCGAGGGAGUCCUGCCCCAGAGUGGGAUACAAAGGCUAGCCCUUUGAAAGGAACCAUGAGGUCUGGCCAUUUGAUCAAAAAGGGAGCAGAAGAAUCAGCACCAUUGUGCUCUGAGAAAAGUCAAAUUGUCAGCAAGACUGCCAUUGGAUGGGAGAGCAGGGCCUCAGGCUCAAGGGAAGGCCUACUUCGUAUCAGGAUGCCUGCCAGAGGGAAGAAGGUGCAGCCAGUACAGCCAGUGCAGAAGCAGCUACUGUCACGAUCUCAGCUCCCUGGCAACAGCCACCAUUUAGAAGCCAGUCAGGACAGCAAGGUGGGCACACCUGACAUGCUUGCCCCUGAAGCUUGGACAAACUCUCUCCCCCAGCAGAAGGAAAGGGAGGAACAUUUGCGGUUUUAUCACCAGCAGUUCCAGCAGCCACCACUCCUCAAGCAGAAGCUAAAAUACCAACCACUGGAAAGGCUUUUAUGUCAGCACAGGCCCUCAGAAGGUCAGCUCCCAAAUGAGACCAUUUCUGCCCUCCACUCUAAUCCUGAGAGCUAUGAUGGAGCCCAGGUUGAGGACCAGGACGACAGUGAUUUCAGUGAGGAUUCUUUCUCAAACAUGCAGAAGACCACCUUGGAGAAGAGCGGAAGCUCAUUCUUCCUACAUCAGAAGAGGGAACACAGCCCUGAGGAGCAGGCAGCAGAAAGGCAGCAGUGUCUGCAUUUCAGCUCUGAGACAGACAGUAAUGACAGGAUGCCAGCUGACAUCUGGGUAUGUUCCAAGGACCCCAUCAUAAACCAUGCGAGAGGAGUACUCGGUCAGAGCCACAGCCCAAGUAAGCUGUGCUCCGUCUGGAGCAAGGAAGAAGACUCUGCCUCCUCAGGGCCUUCUCAUAAGGACAACCUGGCCCAGAAGCCUUCCUCCUCACAGGUAGGUUUUGUGCAUCACCAAGAAAUGGGUGAAGCUCAAGCCUUUGACAUCAGGCUGGAGGCCUUCAGAAGUGAGGUUCCUGGGCAGGCUGAGGGCAGCUUGCCAUCCCCAGAAAAUGGGCUGUCUUUCCCACUAUCCCACAUUGCAGUUCCUGGAUCCCCAGACCUAAGAGACAGAGAAGUCAGUGACGAUAGAGUGACACAGGCACUGGGAACAGUGAACAGCAGUGUUCCUUUCCAAGAAGACUCUAAAGAGCAGUUACAUGCGUGCUCUGCAAAUGCGUCUGGACUCAUGGAUCCUCUCACUAUGUCCCUCCUGGAGACCCCCAAUCAGGACCCUUCUUCCUUGGAGCAGACUGCUCAGGAUAGAGCUGGGCAUGGUCUCAUGGCUGAGAUCACAGGAGGGCCUGCAGUGGGACACACAGUAUUAUCUUACAAUCAAGAGGCUGCCUUGCCAGGAUCUUCAGCAGCUGCUCACCUAUGGCUGUCCUCAUCUCCCCCUGACAAUCGGCCUAGUGGUGAUCUUCCAUCUCUGUCCCCGUCACCCAUCCAUCAGCAUUCACCUGAUAAUCUGUCCAAUAGGGGGGCCUGCCAGAGCAGAAGGCCUGCACUCUUGUCCCAGAAUCAUGUGGGUGAUGACCCAUCUGAUGACAGUGAGACUAAAGAGACUAAACUGGGGCACUCCUUGCCAUUCCCAAGAAAGCCCCUCUCCAGGAUACACGCUGGAGUACCUUAUUCUACACCUUUGCUCACCUCAUGGAAAGGAAGUAGUGAUGAGGCUGGCAGUCCCUGGGCCCAGGACAGAGAACAUCCUGCAGGGCUUAGCUGGCAGGAGCUUGUUUCCUCCACAGACUCCAUCAAGCCCUCGGACAAGAACAUCUUGUGGCUCCAGCACAAGCCAAUCUCAAGAUGCUUAGCAUCAGACACUCCUGUGGUCCCCAGCUGUUCCCUCAAGGCCUCAGGGACACACUGUCCACUCACACUGGAGCAGGCGCAGCAGGCAGUCAUCCGUGCACACCAGGAACAGCUAGAUGAAAUGGCCGAACUGGACUUCAGGGAGGAUACCUUAAUGACCCAGAUGGAUUCCAAUGAUUUUGAGGAUUUCGUGACCCAGCUGGACAAAGUCCUGGCUCUGAAGUCCAGUUGCAUACAGAGUGUGAGAAGACAGCUACAGCUGUACCUCACCUGCAGGCCGGCUGCAGCCCCCAAGAGAACCAACCAUGCUGUCUUAGAGGAAGACUUACCCUGGGUGGACGGCCAGGCCCUUCCUGCGGACAACCACUCCCAGCCCUGCCUCUAGUCACACAUGGCCUUGGAUGGCCACACUACUCAGGAACAGAACUCACCUUACCUCAUUUCUAACCAUAGAAACCACUUAUAAGAAAGGACCAGACUGAAGACCUUCCUGUCCCCUUCUAUUUGGGGUUCAGAGUAUUUGCUUUGUUGACCUGUGUCUGUAGGAACAUAUUUGGUCUAAUAACAGUAGAUGUUCCUAAGUUUCAGGAUGAAAUAGGGGUGUUCAGUGGUAACCUGGGGGUCAGAGGUUAGGGACCACACACUCAGCCAAUAGCCAAAUUGCCUUUCUGUCUUCAAAGACUACAGCAUUGGUGCCAGCCAGGCAGUUGGGUGAGUGCCUUCCCACCAGAGAGUAGAGAUUUAGUUUUGGAAAAUAUAAACUGAACCACUCUUGAUGCCUUAAGAGCAACUGGGUUGGGGGUUAGGCUUUAUGCUUGCAGUUCCCUUCCCUGAAACCCGGCUUUGAGAGGGGGGGGGGGGGGCUGUUGGCAGCACAUUUUUCUCAUUUACUUUUUGAUAAGACAGCAGACCUAUGGACGGUACCUACUAGGCCUCAGUUUUUGUGGCAAAACCUGGCUCCUGUCUAUGACUCCUCACUCCCUGUCCCUCUGAAUAAUUAAAUAGGAUGGAGGAUCUCAGACAAGUCCAUUGCCUAGACUGAAUUUCCAGGACACCUGGGCCAGCCACACUCAAAAGCCAGCCUUUGUUUUGGGUGUCUUGGCACUGAGUGUGGAGUCAAUAGUCUGAACCUUCUGAUAUAGGAAAAACACACUGUACUCUUCAAAUGAAUUCUUGCUCUAUUACUGUGUGUAGGGCAGGUGUUACCAGGCACCCACAAUCAUUCUCUGCUGUUUCACUGCUGAUUUGGCUAGCCAAUAAGUCCCAUGGGUCAGACUGUCUUAGCACUCUGUGUAGACCAGCUCAGAGAUCCACCUGCUUCUACCCCCAAAUGCUGGGAUUAAAGAUGUGUACCACAACAUCCAGCUGGUCCAGGCUUUCUGCAUAGGUCCUAGUGAUGAAACCUCAGCACUCAUGCUUGCACCACCAGCACUUUACUGAUUGAAUCAUCUUCCCAUCUCUUGAAACAGGGUUUCUCUGGCUUUGAAGGCUGUCCUGGAACUAGCUCUUGUAGACCAGGCUGGCCUUAAACUCACAGAGAUCCACCUGCCUCUGCCUCCUGAGUGCUGGGAUUAAAGGCGUGUGCCACCACCACCUGGUUCUGUAUCACCUUUUAAUAACAAGAAAGCACCUCAAGAGCCUCCAAGGGUCCAUUAGUUUUAAAGGGCUCCCUGAGUUAACCUAAGAUUCAUGUGUCGCAGCAUGGACCCAGAAGCCAUUACCAUAUGAAUUUAAGUUAUGCCUGAAACUCCAAGAUAAAUGAGGUAUGGCAUCGCUCACUUGUAAUCCCAGCAUUUGGGAAGCUGAGGCAGAAUGAGGACCUUGAAACCAACAUGGGCUAUAUUUAAAAGGCUUACAGUGGGCCACAGACAGUGCUUGAAAUAGCCACCAGAGGGCAGCCUGUUCCUAGCUUAGGGUUGUACAGCACCUCCUUACAUGGCCACUAAAAACCAGAGAUUCCCAGCCAAGAACCCCAUGGGAUUCUACUAAAGUAAGAACUAGAAGUUUUAGGUAUUAAUUUUGUCAGCUGCACCAAUGCUACUGAAAGCCUUGCCUGUGACUAUAUUCAUGAUGGCAUACCGGUCCCCAGGAGCUGAGGACCAAACCCAAGGCCUAGCAAGUGCUUUACCACUGAGCCAACCCCAGAUUUUUUCUUUUUUCUGUUUUUGGUUUUUCAAGACAGGGUUUCUCUAUCGGCUCUGGCUGUCCUGGAACUCACUCUGUAGACCAGGCUGGCCUCGAAAUCAGAGAUCCACCUGCCUCAGGAAUUAAAGACAUGCACCAUCACCACCUGACCAACUUUUCAUUUUUAAAGAACAUCUUGAAGUCUAGUCUGCCCCUCUCUACUCUGGCAAGAAGGCAUAUGCCUUGGUCCAGAUACUGGACUAGAUCAGGUUUAAAGGUUUAGAUCUUUGGGUCUGUAUUUGUAAACCAAAAAAAAAAAAAAAAAAAAAAAAAAAAAAAAA
Cricetulus griseus (Chinese hamster) is the source of this 6482-nucleotide messenger RNA. NCBI's taxonomy places the organism in Eukaryota, Metazoa, Chordata, Mammalia, Rodentia, Cricetidae. The record is from RefSeq and is a predicted model, not a curated record.